GCGGAGGGCGCGAGGGCGCUGGGUCUGCCUGGACUGUGGGCGGGGCGCGCACAGCCCGGGAAAAGCGGUAAAUGGCGGCGGCGAGCGCGGGCCGCCCGGCCGCCCUGCAGCGGAAGGCGCCGACGGCCGCUGGCAGAGGGCGCAGGAUAUUGGGAGUGUGUGGCAUGCAUCCUGACCAUCAGGAAGCACUAAAAAAGAACCGAGUGGUGCUAGCCAAACAGCUGUUGCUGAGUGAACUGUUAGAACACCUCCUGGAGAAGGACAUCAUCACCUUGGAAAUGAGGGAGCACAUUCAGGCCAAAGUGGGCGGCUUCAGCCAAAAUGUGGAACUUCUCAACUUGCUGCCCAAGAGGGGUCCCCAGGCUUUUGAUGCCUUCUGUGUGGCCCUGAGAGAGACCAAGCAGGGUCACCUGGAGGAUCUGUUGCUCACAACCCUCUCUGGUCUUCAGCAUGGACUCCCACCGUUGAGCUGUGACUACGACCUGAGUCUCACCUUCCCGAUGUGUGAGUCCUGUCCCCCUCAGAAACAACUUCGCCUGUCUCCAGAUACUGUGGAACACUCCCUAGACAACGGAGAUGGUCCUCCUUGCCUUCAGGUGAAGCCUUGCACUCCCGAGUUUUAUCAAACACACUACCAGCUGGCUUAUAGGUUACAGUCUCGGCCUCGUGGCCUGGCACUGGUGCUGAGCAAUGUGCACUUCACUGGAGAGAAAGACCUGGAAUUUCGCUCUGGAGGGGAUGUGGACCACAGCACUCUGGUCACCCUCUUCAAGCUCUUGGGCUACAAAGUCCAUGUUCUACUUGACCAGACUGCACAGGAAAUGAAAGAGAAACUCCAGAAUUUUGCCCAGUUGCCUGCCCACCGUGUCACUGACUCCUGCAUUGUGGCACUUCUCUCUCAUGGCGUGGAGGGAGGCAUCUAUGGUGUGGACGGCAAACUGCUUCAGCUUCAGGAAGUUUUUCGGCUCUUUGACAAUGCCAGCUGCCCAAACCUACAGAACAAGCCGAAAAUGUUCUUCAUCCAGGCCUGCCGUGGAGAUGAAACCGACCGUGGGGUCGACCAGCAAGAUGGAAAGAACCACACGGGAUCCUCUGAGUGCGAGGAGAGUGACGCCAGCAAAGAGGAGUUGCUGAAAACCCGACUGCCCACACGCUCAGACAUGAUCUGUGGCUAUGCCUGCCUCAGAGGGACUGCUGCCAUGCGGAACACCAAACGGGGUUCCUGGUACAUUGAGGCCCUCACUCAAGUGUUCUCCGAGAGGGCUUGUGACACGCACGUGGCCGACAUGCUUGUGAAGGUGAACGCACUCAUCAAGGAGCGUGAAGGCUAUGCCCCCGGCACUGAGUUCCACCGCUGCAAGGAGAUGUCUGAGUACUGCAGCACUCUGUGCCGGCACCUCUACCUGUUCCCAGGACACCCUCCCACGUGAUGCCGUCCCCACCGCCCUGCCACAUGGAGACUGCUGGACCAUUGGAGGCCUGAUGGAGCCUCUUUUCUUCCGAUGCACGGUUUCUGUUCUCCCUCAGGGAUUGGGAGUCUCUCAGGCUUGUGGAGUAUGCCUGUCAUCUCUGCCUUGUCGUGCAGGACCACAGGCCAGCUCCUCCUGUGAAAGCUCCCUUCCUGUAGAGCCAGGUCUGGCUGGACCGCUUGUCAGGAGUGUUUGGCUGCUGUAGAGGAGCCUGGCCAACAAUAUAAUGAACACAGUGUCUUUAUGGGGAGAGGGCCUGUGGGUUUCCCUCACUGUUUGCAUUCGGUUCCUGCCCCCAAGGCUUUUGUAGACCGGCACUUUGGUAAUUGUUUUUAUUACAUUAGCUAAGAUGUUUCAGAGACCAUCUCCUGUCUUUUGUUUCUUCCCUAUUCAAACCCCAUUUAUACCAGACUGAGUGUUUGGAAGGUGUCCUGAUUCAGCGUAGGCAUUUUUUGUUUAGUCUCAGAACAAAUGGGACUGGCGGCAAGGUGCCACCAAGGGCGUGGUGGUGACCUGUGUGCCCCCUUGCGGUACCACAAGGCCACCCAGUGGAAGGCAGUGUUGUCCGCUCCACUCUCAGUUCCUUUGGGCUCUAGGAAUCCAGCCUCUCAGCAGAGUUUACAGCAUGGACACCUUGUACCUGGAACUCACUGAUCUUUGCCUGGGGAAGUUCCAAAGAUCUUCUAAUCAGUUAUUCUCUCUCUGAGCUUUGUUACUGAAGUGAACCUCAGCAGAGAGUACUAGUGGAGGCAGAUAAAAGUGAUACUCUUCCUCAUACCUUGUAACCUGUCACCUUAUCUUUUGCUUCCUCUGAAGUGUCUUUUUC
This is a messenger RNA of Canis lupus familiaris (dog), 2295 nucleotides long. It is a transcript of the gene CASP2, whose product is annotated as caspase 2. Gene Ontology annotation, molecular function: cysteine-type endopeptidase activity. The record is from RefSeq and is marked validated. Gene Ontology annotation, biological process: regulation of apoptotic process; proteolysis. Lineage: Eukaryota; Metazoa; Chordata; Mammalia; Carnivora; Canidae.